Messenger RNA from Cladocopium goreaui, 4384 nucleotides. The record is from the annotation of a GenBank genome assembly. NCBI's taxonomy places the organism in Eukaryota, Dinophyceae, Suessiales, Symbiodiniaceae.
CAUGGGUUCAACGGACCCCACUCCUCGCUUGCUUGCAAUCUAUUGUCCCCUGAAGCUGACAAUUUUGAACUGGAAGGGGGAUGAGGAACAGUGGUUGGAGGGGCCCUCCACCCUGCCAGGGCAGCGUCGAAUCCCUUGGGGAAGAGAAGUGUUCCUUGAGCAGCGAGACUUUGUAAGUGAAAAACUAGUGGCAAGCAACGGUGACGGAUCUACUGCACAGCUUCUGGCUGGGACCAAUGUGCGAUUGCGCCAUUCCUACGUGGUUUGCCUUGAAUCUUUCAGAGAGGAUGAUUUUGGGAAUGUUGCUGAAGUCCUUGGUCGCUGCAACUAUGACAGUCUUGGGGUGCCAACUGCUCUUGAUGGAGUUGGGCAGGGUCCAAAGGUGGUGUCCUGGGUCCAUGCAUCGUCAAGGAUGCACAUACAGGUCCCUUUGGUGGAGGGACCUGCCAACUUUGUGGCAACUUACUGGCCUCAAGGCAAAUCGAGCUCUGUGCCAGAAAGCACUAUGUUGUGUGAACCCUGGCUCUCCAGCAUCAUGGCAAGCGGCUAUGCAGAUUGCCCUUCGAAAGCUGGAGGCCCUAUACAGCUGGAGCGUCUCGGACAGUUCCGAAUAUGUCCUUUUCAAGGGCACACCGGUGACAGAUGUGAUAGCGACAGGCCAAAAUAUGCCUUGCAGUGCCUUGCAGCUUGGCUGCCGAAAUUCUGCACAGCACCAAAGCCGGGCAAACGUCAACGGGUUCCUGAGUCUGUGCUGGCAGCGGCAGCAGCAGAAGCUGCAGCUAGGAAGGAAGCAAUGCAAAAGGCUUCACGCGAAGAUUUUUCAUUGGAGGAACCAUUGCUGAUGGUUUGUGCGUGCGAUCGCUGGGAUCGAGUUUUGGCACUUGAUUUGCAAGAAGCAUGGCGGGACACAGACACUUCAAUCGUGGAGGUUGCGCCUGCGCUGUUCCGUGUUCGUGGUCAAGUGCCUGCUUGCCCCUGUGAUGAAGUGCUGACCGCACCUUCAAAUGACCAGGCUGACCAGGCUUCGCGGAUUUUGCCACAAGGAACCUUUGAUCGGACUUGUGUGUGGCAUGCUGCUGGGGUCAGGCGUUGCCUUCAGCUGCUGACACUGCCAUCCCGUCCAGCUCAGUUGAUCGAAGCCGUUGCGGAGAGCAAACUGAACUUCCCUGGUGGUUGGAGCCUCGAGCACGAAGGUUCUCAUCCAGUUCGCUACGAGUCGCUUGCCCCGUACACGCAGUCUUCGGGUUUCCUGGCGGCCAGUCUUGGGCGCUCCAUCUCAGGCCCCAUGAUUCCCAUGAUUCCCAUGAUUCCCAUGAUCCAGGGCGACCGAGACGAAUCGACCGAAUCGACCGAAUCGACUGCAGCGACUGAAUCGACUCGCUUGGUUACAGUGGAAAUGAUCAAUUCUCAGGGGCUGCAUUUUCUUGCACGUGAUUCUCUAGAUCGUCAUGGCUUCAAUCAGUUCAAUCCAGCUGUAUUUGGCUCGAUUUGGAGAUCCCGGCCGUAUCCAGACUACAGUGCUGCGUUGGAGCCUUUGGCAGCCCUGGCUCUGGUAGGAAUAGGCUUGCGGGUACAUCACCGCUUGACAGGGAAAGACCCGCAUGCCUUUCUUGAUGUAACCUGUGGAACUGGGACAGUAGCAGCUGCUGCCAAGUACUGCGUAUCCACGUGGCAGAUUUUUGCCGGGGAUGUCAAUCCUACCAUGUCCAAGAGAUCAUUGUCGAAUCUGCAGGCUGCAUUCCCAGGUCAAGCCUAUGAACUGCUUGAUGAGCCAUCAACUUCAGAUCCAUCUCCAGGUCUAGGCGUUAGACAAUGGGAUGCAACCAAUCCAUGGCCGAUUCCCUCAAGAGCAUGCGUCGCAAAUGGAUCAAGUGGUGGUGAUUCUGGUGAUGGACUGUUGGUGGCUUCGAACCUUCCCUGGGGCAAGAGCUUGGACACCCAAGUGGAGGCUGCCACGCAGGUGGCUCGAUGUUUGGCCGCAAACCUGCCACGUGCAACGCUCUGCCUGAUAGCUCCAGAAGAGGUUGGCCGCAAUUGUAGCGAUUGGUUUCAAGUGUUGCACUCAGCACCAGCCGGCAAGAAGGCAGUGCUCAUAGUUGGUCAUGGAAUUGCGGCAGAAAAGGCUUUCACAUUUAGCUACUUUAAGAGUGUGACGGUGACGGGAGGUUACAUUUCUCUGGUUGAACUUGCUGAAUCCAAGGCCAAAGAUCCAAUGGCACAGUUGAAAGCUCGCACCGCUGCCUCUGCUGCGGAGAGGGAACGUGUUGCCAAGGAGCGAGCAGAGCGUGUCAAGGCAGGUGUGGAGGAAGCAAGAAAGAAGAGGAAACUGGAGGAAGCCAAGAAGGCAAAACAAGAAGCUGCUGCCGCUGCAGCUGCCAAGAAAGCCAAGGUCGAAGAUCCAACGAAAGUUAUUUUCUUGGAUGUGGAUGGAGUGCUUGCAUGCAAGUGCAUGCCCUACCAGUCAGCAGAGGUGGAUGGCGAAUGGGCUCUCCGAGCAGAGACCGCGGACUUUAUAUCAGGGGCUUUGCUGAAGACUAAGUUCUGUCUUCGGAGUGGCGGCGUGAUCAGCCCAUGCGCCAGUGACAAUGCCACUUCUACCAGCGGCUACUUGGGCGCAGGUCCUGGCACUUUCUACUUCUACUGGCUGGUCAGGUCUGAAAAAACAAAGCCGCUGAUCCUGUGGCUUACUGGUGGGCCUGGAUGCUCUUCGAUUCUAGCAAUGCUAUCCGAGAAUGGACCCUGCAGGGUGAAGGACGAAGGUGAUGACCAGUGGAGCAUCAAGAAGAACCCAUGGAGCUGGACCAAAGCUGCCUCCAUGCUCUGGGUUGACCAGCCUGCUCAGGUUGGCUUCUCAACCGGCGAGCCUGUCUACAACGAAAGAGGAGUUGCUCAGCGAAUGCUGAGCUUCAUGCAGAACUUCUUUCUGACGUAUCCAGACCUUCUGGAGGUCCCAUUGUUCAUCAUGGGUGAAUCCUUCGCAGGCCACUACGUCCCCAGUGUGGCAAAUGCACUCCUUGAUGCUGUGGACAGCGGCGUCCACAUGGCGAGACCACAAGGUCUUGCAAUGGGAAAUGCAUGGGUCAGUCCGCAAGCGCAGUAUGCCUCGAAGCCUCUCAUGGCCUUCACCGGUGGCUUCGAGGAAGGAGGAUCAGUCCAUGGGAUUGUGAACGAGACUGUUUUCAGUUCUAUGAUGGCAGCACUGCCUGCUUGCCUACAAGGUGUCCAAUCGUGUCAGGACAAUGGUUGGCUUCCAGAUGAAUGUCUAGAGGCCUUUGGAAUGUGCACGCUUGUAGAGCUCAAGCCAGAAAUCACUGCAGGAAGAAAUGCCUACGACAGUCGCAAGGUGUGCUAUAAAGAAAACCCGGUGCAGUGCUACGACUUCUCAGCAGAGAUAGCCUUCUUGAAUGACCGAAAGGUGAAGAAAGCACUUGGAGUGCCAGCAGGGCAAGCUCGAUGGAGUCCAUGCAACUAUGUGACAUCACUGGAUUUUGCUCGUAGCGGAGACUGGCUUCAGAGUACCAAUGGCCUAGUGGCAAAGAUGCUGGAGCGUGGUGUGGCAGUUUUGGCUUACUCUGGGGAUACUGACCUGAUGGUGGACUGGCUUGGCACGAAGUCCUGGAUGACAUAUUUAUCUUGGUCUGGCGCAAAGGGUUUUGCUCAAGUGACUGAGCAACCCUUUGUGGUGGGAAGAAAGGCCCAAGGUCGCUUUCGAUCCUUUGGUGGAUUCACCUUUUUGCAGAUUUUCAAUGCUGGACACAUGGUCCCAAUGGACCAGCCGGAAGCUGCCCUUGGGAUGGUCAUGGAAUUUGCCUUUACUGAACGGCGUGCUCGAGAGAUCAGCCAGUGGUUGAGCAAGGGCCCCUGGACAGAAAACCUGGCACUUUGCUCAUGGCUCCACGAAUUGUGCCGCAGCCAGAUCACUAAGCUCACCAUGGAACAGGCCAAAGCGGCGGUGCGACUUCUGCGAGGCGAGAAGCUGCUGGCGCUGCGGCGCAAUCGCCCUGCAGAUGCCAAAUGUGUGGACUGUAGCGCGGACAGGCCCGAAUGGGCUUCCGCCCUUCCCUUAGAUUACGGUUUGCUCAUGUUUGCUCUUUGGAAGUUUCGCAUUGACAGGUGUAAAUUCCAAUGCGAUCGAUGUCAGAGUCUGAAGGAGAACGGCUUGCUAGGCUCCUCGCUGCAGCAGCGCUACUCUGCAACUGCUGCUGUUGAGUAUCGAGCAGCCUUGCAGGCAGCUGCAAAGCAGCCAGACAUGCUUGUGCAAUCUUCCAUGCCGAACUUGGCGUCGUCAGGGUGUGCUCGACAGGCUGUGUCACCAGCUCCAACCAGGAGCUGUGAGAGGACAGCUGCAAAAGUGGAUGUAUGGGGAGAAGACUUCUGGGGUUGA